AUAGAUGGAAAGCGUAUGCGGAAAUCAAUCCAGAGAAGGACUGUAGACUAUAAUCAUAGUAUUACAAGAUGGCGCCAAGUAAGGACUAUGUCGCCGUUCAUCAAGAACAAGAGAGAUCUUCCAUUCCUUCGUCCAGACUCAAACUUCAUUUUCGAUCUUUUACCACCGUCCGCCUAUACCAACAACCCAAUGAAUGCAUGGACACCUGAAGGACGGCGACUGGUCACAGGCUCCUCUAGUGGUGAAUUUACUCUCUGGAAUGGAUUGACAUUUAACUUUGAAACUAUUUUACAAGCUCACGAUACUGCAGUACGCGCAAUGAAAUGGAGCCAUAAUGGAGACUGGAUGGUCACAGCCGAUCAUCAUGGAUUUAUCAAAUACUGGCAAAUAAAUAUGAAUCCACUUAAAAUAUUUCAAGGGCAUAAGGAAGCUAUUCGCGACUUGAGUUUUUCACCUAGCGACGCUCGAUUCGCGACAUGCUCAGAUGAUGGGACAAUUAAGAUUUGGAAUUUCCACGAGGGUAUUGAAGAAAGGACACUGACUGGCCACGGAUGGGAUGUGAAAUGUGUUGAUUGGCACCCUCAAAAAUCGCUUCUGGCAUCAGGAAGUAAGGACAAUCUUGUGAAGCUUUGGGAUCCCAAGAGUGGACGAGCACUUACGACGCUUCAUGGCCACAAGAACACGAUCUUGGGACUUCAAUGGAACAGAAAUGGGAACUGGCUUGCAACAGCAGCGCGUGAUCAGCUGGUCAAGAUCUACGAUAUCAGGAUGAUGAAAGAUUUGCAGACAUUUCGAGGCCAUAAGAAGGAGGUUUGCUCCGUUGCGUGGCACCCACAACAUGAAUCACUUCUGGCAACAGGGGGAUCCGAAGGAUCUAUUAUGUUCUGGAUCAUGGGUCAAUCAGAACCCUCUGGAAUCAUGGAGAAUGCUCAUGAUUCGAACGUGUGGUCACUUGAUUGGCACCCUGUUGGCCAUAUCCUCGUCUCUGGAUCAAAUGAUCAUACGACACGCUUCUGGACCCGAAAUCGUCCUGGAGAGUCAAUGCAGGAUAAGUUCAAU
This is a messenger RNA of Lobosporangium transversale, 1059 nucleotides long. RefSeq names its product WD40-repeat-containing domain protein. The record is from RefSeq and is a predicted model, not a curated record. Gene Ontology annotation, cellular component: mRNA cleavage and polyadenylation specificity factor complex. The transcript has 7 exons. The annotation marks the transcript as partial. Lineage: Eukaryota; Fungi; Mortierellomycota; Mortierellomycetes; Mortierellales; Mortierellaceae. Gene Ontology annotation, molecular function: protein binding.